GCGAGUAAUAGUUACGGCGCUCGCGCCGCUGAACUGCGUCAGUCGAGUGCUCCCCUACUUGUCUGUCACUCGUUUACUAGUUCUUCGAAGCCUUAAUAAGUGCUACAAGAGAAAUAAACAUUGAAUGGAAAAGUUAAUCGUUAUCCGCAGCCUGGAAUUUUUCUAAGAAGAUUAAGAACGUAACAAAUAGGAGAAAAUUAAUUUUGAAAUGAUACCAAGAUGGCGACUCAUACUAUCAAAAUUGUUCCUAAUUCCCCAGCGGUACGUCUUGGGCAUCAUGGGCCUGCUGGCCGUGUGCAACGCUUACACGAUGCGGGUGUGCCUCAAUCUGGCUGUCACGCAGAUGGUCAAGAGCAGCGGUAACAGCAGCGAUCACUACGAUCCGAAUGCUUGCCCGGAUGAUAGCGAGAUUAUAGCUAAUGGGACUGUCAGUAGCAAACCUCACGCAAUAUUCGACUGGUCGGAGUCCACUCAAGGGCUGAUACUUAGUGGUUUCUACUACGGAUAUGCCGUUACGCACGUUCCCGGGGGAUACUUAGCGGAGAGAUAUGGAGGCAAAUGGACGCUUGGAGUAGGGCUUCUGAGCACCGCCGUGUUUACGCUCUUGACGCCUGUAGUGGUCAAGGCAGGAGGUGCGACAUGGUUGUUCAUCCUUCGAGUUUUGCAGGGCAUGGGUGAAGGCCCCACAAUGCCAGCUCUUAUGAUAGUAUUAGCGCGGUGGGUACCGCCGCAUGAGCGAGGGCGUCAAGGCGCCAUUGUGUUCGGUGGCGCCCAGAUUGGAAAUAUCUUUGGCUCCUUCAUGUCCGGCUUCCUUAUGGCUGGAGAUGGGGACUGGGCCAAUGUCUUCUACUUUUUCGGAAUUUUCGGCAUCAUAUGGUUCGUUUUUUGGAGCUUGCUAUGCUACAGUACCCCGAACACGCACCCGUACAUAUCCGAGGAAGAGCUGACAUACCUGAAGGAACAUGUGACCAGCUCGGAGAAGUCCAGCAUACGAGACCCGGUGCCUUGGAAAGCGAUCGUCAGAUCUGUCCCAGUCUGGGCUCUGCUGUUUGCUGCUGUUGGCCACGACUGGGGCUACUACACGAUGGUGACAGACCUGCCCAAGUACAUGACCGACGUACUGAAGUUUAACAUAGCGGCGACGGGUACUCUCACUGCGAUACCAUACCUCGCCAUGUGGAUUAGCUCUUUCAUCUUCGGCCUGGUCUGCGACUAUUGCGUUAAGAAGAACUGGCACACGAUCAAAACGGGACGAAUUAUUCAUACCACUAUUGCCGCCACUGGUCCGGCCAUUUGUAUCAUAUUGGCUUCGUACGCCGGCUGCGACCGGCUGGCAGCUGUGGCUUACUUUAUAGCUUCUAUGGCGCUAAUGGGAGGAUUCUAUAGCGGAAUGAAGGUGAACGCCCUGGACCUGGCGCCGAACUUCGCGGGCUCCUUGACGGCUAUGAUAAACGGGACCUCUACGAUCUCCGGCAUCAUCACGCCCUACUUGAUAGGGCUAUUGACGCCCGAUUCAACGUUGGCUGAAUGGCGCGUCGCGUUCUGGGUGUGUUUCGCCGUGCUGGUCGGCACCAACGUAGUGUACAUCAUAUGGGCGGACGGCAAGCAGCAGUGGUGGGACGACGUGCGGCAGUUCGGCUACCCUGACGACUGGAAACACGGACCUCUGUCCAAAUCUGACAUGGACAAGGAGAAGAGCAAAAAAGCUGAAGCUACGUCAUUCUGAUAUGUGAAAACUAUGUUUUUUUACAUUUUGAUUUUUUUAGACUAAUGACGAGUUUUAUAGUUAUUUAUUUAUUAAACAUAUAAUAUAAACUAAAUGCCGAUUGAUGUUUUACCAGGGAUCGGAACCGGUUUUUUGCAAAAACUUCGAAUUAUUUUAUACUCCAAAUGUGUCCUACAUACAGUUGUGCUUUUAGGUAACGUCUUCGUAUUAUUAAAUUGCCCAAUUUAUAAAUGAAGUAAUUAACAAAUAACAAAAAAAAAACCGGUAUCCGAUCUCUGGUUUUUGCAAAAGUAGGUGAUGUAAGUCACUUCUAGAGUAGGUGAUGUAAGAACUCUUGUUGGUUCUUUAAUUAAUCUUCAUAGAUCUUAAUUUAAUUAGAGACCACGAUAUGAUUUAAAAUUUCCACCAACAAUUAUUUUGGGAAUUACAAUAACUAAUAGGUACCUACGUAUAGGUGUACAGGUUUUUAAAGGGUCGGUAACGCGCAAGUAAUAUCUCUGGUGUUGCAGGCGUCCAUAAUAGCCUACGGUGAUUGCUUACCAUCAGGCGGGCCGUAUGCUUGUUUGCCACCGACGUGGUAAAAAAAAAUAUUAUAGCUACUAUUCAUGUAAAUAAGCUACAUUUAUUUCGGUAAUAUUUGAGGUCUUCGGUAAUUUGUUGCCAUAAUAUGAUGUACUUAUAGUAUCAAUCAACCGAUAACUAAAAUACGCGCGCUCAGUGAAAGUGUAACGCACAAUUCACAAAAUGAGUAGAUGUUAUUAUGUUAUAAUCAUGAUCUGAAUAUGAAAAUACCCGCACAACUCUUUAUUACGAGAAUAAGUUAGCCAUUCUAUUUGAUGAUGAUGAUGGAUAACCAAAUGUCUUGAUACCGAGUAGAUGAUAACUCUGCCGUCAGUAGGAAGGAGGACGCAAUUGACAUGAAGUUGAAACAGAGAAAAUAAAUAUUAAAACUCCAAAAUUAGAACAUCCGAUGUAACUGUAUAAAAUGACAUAAAAACAUUACUUAUGUAAAAUUUGUUUGCGCAAAAAAAGUACUUUAGUAUUAUUUUUUUAAGAUUUUCUCAAUUUCUGUAUCUAUAAAGAAGGUUCCGUAUCCAAAGGGUAAAAACGGGACCCUAUUACUAAGACUUCGCUGUCCGUCUGUCUGUCUGUCACCAGGCUGUAUCUCAUGAACCGUGAUAGCUAGACAGUUGAAAUUUUCACAGAUGAUGAAUUUCUGUUGCCGCUAUAUCAACAAAUACUAAAAAAUACGGAACCCUCGGUGCACGAGUCCGACUCGCACUACAUAAUAUAUAUAAUAUUUGAAUAUUGGUUCAUACAUUGCGCAGACUUUAGUAGGUUACAUACUUGUACCGACAGUCGUACCGAUAGGUACGAUAUAGAUUACAUUUUUUGAAUAUCAUAAAAGUUGUAACAAAAUAUCCAAUAGUUACCUAACUAAUACAUACCCACUGAAUAUUUGAAUGUGAAUAAACAAUCGGCCUACAUUCAAUAAACUGACAUCGUUCAGCUAAGUUUAAAUAGUUAGUCUAAUAAUUUAAGUGCCAUGCAUUUCUUUACUACCUAACAGAAAUUAUUUUAAUAAGAUACGACAAUAAGUUAGGCAACUACAAAUAAUUUCUUAUUUACCUAAUUUAUAUUUAUUAUAUAUGUAUUGUACCGAAUUAUUUUUGUAAAUAAUAAUAAAAACUUCAGUGAUUAUAACUAGUUAACAAAAUUAGGUAACAAUUGCUGAUAUAGUAUAAGAUUUGUAACUUUGUACCAUAUCACGCCAU
Molecule: messenger RNA, 3501 nt
Organism: Cydia strobilella
Lineage: Eukaryota; Metazoa; Arthropoda; Insecta; Lepidoptera; Tortricidae
Product: putative inorganic phosphate cotransporter
Exons: 10
Coding region: 209-1726 (505 amino acids)
Biological process (GO): monoatomic anion transport; transmembrane transport
Cellular component (GO): plasma membrane
Molecular function (GO): transmembrane transporter activity
Source: RefSeq, a predicted model, not a curated record